AUGGCAUCCAUCGAAGCAACCAAGAAACGAUCGCGUGGUGAAGAUAACGAAGAAACUAUGGAUAAACCUGCAUUGAAAAAGCAAUUGCUCGAAGGAAAAUCUGCGCUCGAUUUGAUCUUACCAAUUUCAUCGAUCACCAAAGAACUGUCUGAUGAGGACUUUCGCAUUAUUACCGGCACUUAUGAGCGCAUUCUUUACGGAAUCAAUGCCUAUUGGGAAAACGCAGACGAUGAUUCAUCUUCUAAACCCUCUCUUAAACUCGAGCCUAUCUUUAUCGUACCUGCACACACUGGCUGUAUUCGUACUGUUGCUAUAGGUGGACAUUUCUUGGCCUCUGGAAGUGCAGACGAAAUUAUUCGAUUGUAUGAUGUGAAGAAGCGCAAGGAAUACGGUUCGCUUGGUGGGCAUCAUCAGGGUGAUGUGACAGAUAUCAAAUUUCACGGAAAAUACAUGUUCUCUACAAGUGACGACGGCACAAUUUGCUUGUGGCGGACAAAGGAUUGGGAAUUUUUGAAGACACUCAAGGGUCACAAGGGACGUAUCAAUUCACUUGCUAUUCAUCCUUCAGGUAGAAUUGCACUUUCAGUAUCGAGUGACAGAACCGUCAUUUUAUGGAACUUGAUGUCAGCAAAGAAGGCCAGUAUGACUAAGCUUUAUAGAGAUGAAGGACUUGUGGUUCUUUGGAAUACAGAUGGAACAAAAUAUGCUAUUAUGUUUGACCGUAAGAUCAAUGUUUACAAUGUCUCGGACGCACAAGUUAUGACUACUAUUGAGCACAAAUCAAAAUUCCUGUGUAUGCGAUACUUUGAAUCAAGCGAUAAGAAGGAAUAUAUUAUCAGUGGCCACGAGGAUAAGACUAUUCGUAUCUGGGAAGCAGAAACUGGAAAAUGUGUUGUUGAAAUUGUUGGACAUAAGUUCCGUAUUAAGACAAUGGAGACAGUCAAGUCAAAACCUUCAUCUGAGAGUGAGCCAGUCACUGUCCUGAUCACUGCUUCUUCAGAUGGUGUUAUCAAGUGCUGGGAUGUAGAGGCGGCGAUUGCAGCAGCAGAGAGUCCGGAAGACAUUACUCCUCUGGGGGAAUACAACACCAAGAGUCGAAUUACGUGCUGUACUGUGCAUUCUGGAUACGCAAAGACAACUGGAGAGGUUACCGUGUCAGAAAAAUAA
This is a messenger RNA of Phycomyces blakesleeanus NRRL 1555(-), 1167 nucleotides long. RefSeq lists its product as hypothetical. Gene Ontology annotation, molecular function: protein binding. The transcript has 5 exons. Bases 1 to 1167 code for a protein of 388 amino acids. Lineage: Eukaryota; Fungi; Mucoromycota; Mucoromycetes; Mucorales; Phycomycetaceae. The record is from RefSeq and is a predicted model, not a curated record.